AUGUUUCGUAAAGAUGAAAACAAGACGGCGCUAGCCUUUAUCUUGAACCCCUCGCCACUGCAUACGCCCUCACUCGGCAGUAGCGGUGCCUUCGUGUCUCAAAUCACGUCCUCACUCAACAAGGCGAACAUGGGCAUGUCAGACUCAGUCACCAACAAUGACAUCGAAUUGCAUGAAAACGAGGGUGGCACGCAACUCAUUGAUCUACAUAUUGGUGAUUAUAUUUUGCUUGCAGGCUAUACCGUCAUGGAAAAGCGAGCAGAGCCACUGCUGUGCUUCAGUAGACACCACGGUAAAAUGCGUGUGUUCAAGUCCUCCAUCUGCUCAAAGAACGACUGCCACCGUGUCGCCGUCUCGAGAGGACGCUGCGUGCGUCACGGCGGCGGUUAUCGCUGCACAUACCCGAAUUGCACGCACGGUGCCCGACUGUACAACCGCUGCUUCCAUCACGGCGGCUUCAAGCUCUGCAAGAUAAUGGGCUGUAGUAGCAAGGCCAAGCGGUACGGCUACUGCUGGUCACACGGCGGUGGCCAUAUCUGCGAAUCCCCUGGCUGCUCUAAGGUAGCGGCGCCUGGUGGCUUUUGUUGGGCCCAUGGGGGCGGCAUACGCUGCAAGGUUGACGGUUGUAACCGCCGCUCGUAUCAGAAGCACAACUACUUUUGUUCUCACCACAACGCUUCGCAAGAAAAUUAG
Molecule: messenger RNA, 693 nt
Organism: Peronospora farinosa
Lineage: Eukaryota; Oomycota; Peronosporomycetes; Peronosporales; Peronosporaceae
Source: the annotation of a GenBank genome assembly